Messenger RNA from Porites lobata, 4071 nucleotides. NCBI's taxonomy places the organism in Eukaryota, Metazoa, Cnidaria, Anthozoa, Scleractinia, Poritidae. The record is from the annotation of a GenBank genome assembly.
AUUUUUAAGAUCAAUGGCAGUCAGUCUGAUAAGGAUGAGCGUAUCAAAGCUGCACAGUAUUUGCAACAGUUGGAGGUCAGUGCCAAUAAUAAGUCAUUAAGAGGGUUUAUUAACAAUGAGGUUACCUUGCUACUUAAGGUGAUUCCCCAGUAAAAGAGCCUAACAUAGAUUGUAGAUGAAACUUGGUACACUGAUGUAACGAGUCAAGAAGAUGAUAAAAAGGUAAUAAAAAGUGGGGGUCACCGUGCUCGUUUUGACGUCACAAUGCUGACAAAUACGGCUAUUGUUGGCCCUGUUACAAAAACCGCGCGCAGGGCAAAACUAGACAAAAAGGAAAGAUUUUUUCAAUGAUGCAUGUGAUAUCGCACAGAAUUUGACUUUAAUGUAUUGUUUAUUCACUUACGAACCAGAAAAAUGCCCUUUAAUGCCCUUGUUUUUACUUUACGCUCCAAAGUAGAAUUAAAUUGGACACGCGCUAUUCGACAUGUGAUAGCUCAAUCCGUACAAUUUAGUAAAACUGCCAAAAAACUGAACAUAGAUUUGUUCCAAUUUUUUUCUCACCGAAAGGAAGCACUGUCCUUAUUAAAAUCAUGAAAUAAAAAAUGGGGGUCACCGUAUUCGUGUUUGCAGUAGAGCUGCAGAAAGUGUGCACCAAAUGCAUUUUCCUUGAUUUUUGAGAGAGGACUGGGGCGAGUUUCAAAAUAGAAUGUAUGCGAAAGGGGGAAGAAAGAAUUAAAAAAUCCGUUUUUACAGAAUUUACAUCGAGAUAUCAUAUUUAGGACACAAUGUGAUAAAGAAAGCGUUUAAAUGAAAAUCAGAGUGAAUAAGCACAAAUUAAACAUCCAGUAUCGAAGUUCUCCAUGAGGAAGUCAAACUCAGCAAUAUGCGUACUGCUUACAUUAUGCACAUUCCCACCCCAUUGAGUCUCACCUAGGCAAGAAACAACCGCAAGUAAAAAUUGCAAUAGCGUUUCUCUUCGGUCAACUUCAUUUUAAUAAUGUUACUUUACAUGCUCUUUUUUACGGAGGCCAUCUUGUUAUGCGCAGUGCAAAACCAGGGAAUCACCUUAAUUUUGUUAGUUAAAAAUGGUACAUGGGUGGUCCGUUCAUGGUUUGGGCAAAUCUUAAGCAAAAUUUUGGACUGCUAAAUUUCAUCCUGGAAUCAUGCAUACCAUUUGCACAAAUCAGUUUCAUUUACCGAAAAGCAGCUGCAAUAAUUAUAAGCCUGAAUAUGGUUUGAAGAUAGGAACACAAAUUUGUGUUUGAAACUUCCUGGCUGGGAAUACAGGACCACCUUUUCAGGAAUUCUGUUUCUCUUGGAAGUUUUUCACUGGAAUGACCCAAGAGAUGUGAUCUUGUUCCAUUUAUUCUCCAACUGGAUUCUUCGCAACAUUUUUGUAAAUUGUAAACUACCAUUGACUUUGGGCCUUUUUUAUUCUAGCUAUAGACCCUUCCCGUUUUCCUUUAUUGUUGCUUUUAGUUUUUAUUAUUUUUUCUUCUGAUUAUGUUUUAGUCUGAAAGAGGAGGUGUAAAAACAGAGGUUAUUGGUAAGUUCAACUUUCAGUUCCCACUAACUGAGUGACAUUCAUUCCCUUUUCCCUAUAAAUUUAUCAGUCUGAUUCCCGCAAAUUUGUUGGUUCUUGAGUGGUACUUUUGCCCAAAUUUUUGAAUUAGAAAAUCAAUAAUAGAUACGGUCAAACCACAUUUAUAAGCUGUCACUCUGCAUUUACGCAGUUCCAGAAAAUAUCCACUUACCGACCUGGUAGAUCAUUCUUGAAGACAUAAACAAGUUCAACUUCAUCAUUUUUUUUUGUAAUGAAAUUAUGAAUAUAAUGAAAAACAUAUAAUUAUGUGAACUGCAGAGUGAAGAAUUAUAUGAAGGAAGAUCGUCACAGUUAUAUACACAACUUAUGCAGUUGCGAAAAGAAAGCCUGAAAAAAAUUGAGGCUAAUGUACGGGAUUCAAACCCUUGAACUCUGUGAUACCAGUGUAGUGCUUUACCAAUAUUAAGCUUACAAGCCAACUGGGAGUAGGUCGUUGAAUUGGCUUAUUAUAAACCUGUGAAAGGAUGAUGAUGAAAUUAUGAAUGUAUGAAAAACAUAUACGUGAACUGCGAAGUGAAGAAUUAUUUGAAGGAAGAUCAUCACAGUUUCAGGCUUUCUUUUCGCAACUGCAUAAGUUGUGUAUACAACUGCAAUGAUCUUCCUUCAAAUAAUUUAUCAUUUAUAGAAAUGGAAAAUCCAGGCAAGUGAAACUCCCUUCUUAUGGGAGUAUGGAUAUUUUCUGGAACCACAGAAUUAAGGGAAAGUAUUUCCAGAGGUUUUGCAAGUGACAGCAUGAUUAUAUAAGAGGGUAACCACUAAAGUUUAAUAUACAAGUUUGACUUUAAAUAAAGUUAAAAAAACAAAAAUGAUCCUUUGAUGAUUUCUGUGACGACAUGUUUAACAAUGACUUGUACUAUGACUUGCGUUAGGUGAUGAUCGUUUAGGGCACCAUCUUGACAAGGUACUUCCUUCUGGAGACCCAUCAGGUGACAUGGAGGUAACGAAAAAAUACUGUCUUGACAGUUCACAUAAUUAGGGUAUAUUAUAACAGCGAUAAACUGAAUUUUCUCAUGGCUAACUGCAAUGCCGUAGUUUGGAAUGUGUGAGUGGGGCAAGAUAUGUCUAACACAGAACCAUUCACUCAUGCGGUGUGUCAUGACAGUCAUCCAAAUUAUAGAGGUAGAAGUGAUUGGAUUACACCAAUACCUUCUGACCUCUGACAUUGUGCUACGGGAAAUUAAAAGCAGAUCAGAUGAUGUGGGAAGGCGAUAGGUCCUGGAGGCCCUACCACAGGAGUGAAGAAGCUCUGUUAAAAAACUAACUUUGAGAAAAUGGCCAAUUAUGCUAAGGCAGAUAUUCAUGGCUUACCAAAGGACCACACACAGCAUGAAGUUUUCAAGUAAGUCCGAAAAAAAACAUAUCCUUGGUUGCGAUUCAUACUGUGGAACUUGUGUUGACUCCAACAGUAGCACUGAGAGAUUAGCAAAUUUGAACUUUGCUUUUGUCUAAGAAACAGAAAAUUUCUGUCUGGACUCCAUAGAGAGUCGUGAAAGUUCUAAAAUUCUAGGACAGGCUGCAAAUAGUUGUCAUGUUUUGAAACACUUCAGUUUUUUCUUCGAUCAGUGGCUUGUCCUCAUGGGCAAGUGAUUUAUUAAACUCACUAACCCAAUCCCUAGUGUCCCAAAAAAUUAUUGUUGUGACUGCUAGAAAUUCUUUUGUUUCUAUUAUUAUUCAUAUUUAUGAUCAAACUAGCCAAAGGUUAUCUUCAUAGUAAUAAUAAUGACAAUCUUUAAUGAGGACGCCUACUUCACCUAAAGGCUUUACAGAAGGGUCCUCCUACCAAAAAACAUUAAGUGAAAAAGACAAAUCUAUAACUAAAUUAGAACUUACUAAGAACUAACUAUCAAUUAAUCAAAUUGUUACAUUGUGGAUGGCCUUUUUAAAUUUGUCAAGUGACUUGAGCUCCCUCAAUGACUUAGUAGAUGGGGAAAGGUUUGCACCCCCACCCCAGCCCUGGUAGAUUAUUUUCACUUUGAUUUACUAUUUUCUUUACAGCCUGGAGAUGAUGACUUCAAGAAAACUAUCUUUAAACUAAGUGAUGCAAGUGGGCAUCUGGAAUUGGAAGACCAAGGCAUUUUUUCAAAAGGAAAACUGGAUAGUAAUGAUGGUAAGGAAAUGCUUUUGUUCAAAUUGGUAUCAUAACACUGAAUUUAUGGUGGUCUAAAUCACAUUACGUGGAGAUCAAAAUAAUUAACUUUCAGGUUUGGAUUGUAUGUUGUGUAAUGAUGAUGAUUGUAAAUUGUGCUUGUAUCUGCUUUCUCAUUGGCUAAGAGCCUACAGUUAAUUUUGGUAAUUAGCCCAACCUUCAUAUUAGUUAAUUAUCCGCUAUCAGAUUAAGUGACUACUCUGUAGGUUGUGCCUGUAAUGCACGAUUUCCAAAAGCAAUGUCAAACUAUGUUCCAUGCGAUGCUGUGUCUGCAGACCUGCCAACCCCUGAUAAAGGAAAAUCUGGAGAUUCCAUAAAAAAU